Messenger RNA from Hermetia illucens (black soldier fly), 639 nucleotides. It is a transcript of the gene Obp84a, whose product is annotated as general odorant-binding protein 84a. Bases 45 to 476 code for a protein of 143 amino acids. Gene Ontology annotation, molecular function: odorant binding. The transcript has 4 exons. Lineage: Eukaryota; Metazoa; Arthropoda; Insecta; Diptera; Stratiomyidae. The record is from RefSeq and is a predicted model, not a curated record.
GGGGUAGACAGUUGUGAUUUAGAGCAUCCACUGAAGGGCCGAAUAUGUUAUCUACGGUUGCACGUGGUCUGAUACUAAUCUGCGCAGUUGCUUCCGCAGUAAGUGCGCCUCUUAGCCAAACGGAGAAUGAUAAAUCUGGAUCCGAAAACCAUAAACGCAAUGCCGAGGAUUUAGCAAGUGCCGCCAAUGACGAGGUUAACGUGGGGAUGAAUCUUCAGGAGAUCAUGUCUAUUUGCAAUGAAAGUUUCCGUAUUAAUUUCGAAUAUAUGGAGGAGUUCAACAAUUCAGGGUCCUUACCAGACGAAACAGACACGACACCUAUGUGCUUCAUGAGAUGCGUUCUCGAAAAGGCCCAAGUCCUGAACAACGGCAUCAUUGAUAAAUUUAAGGUAACAACUCUUUUAUGGCCGGCAACUGGUGAUUCCGUGGAGGUUUGCCAAGCUGAAGGUGGUAGACGAAGAACAACACCCCUGUAAGAAGGCGUAUACCAUCGCCAAGUGUAUGAUGAUCAGAGCCUUGGUUGAUGCUAAGAGUAAACAGACCGAUUGAAGAACUAACGCAAAUUGUGCAUCACAGAACGGUACCGUCCAAUACUUUGUAGUGGCACAUAAAUGCUAGAAAUACAUAAUAUUUGAAGCA